Molecule: messenger RNA, 2616 nt
Organism: Myxozyma melibiosi
Lineage: Eukaryota; Fungi; Ascomycota; Lipomycetes; Lipomycetales; Lipomycetaceae
Exons: 3
Coding region: 1-2616 (871 amino acids)
Cellular component (GO): cytoplasm
Molecular function (GO): guanyl-nucleotide exchange factor activity
Source: RefSeq, a predicted model, not a curated record
AUGUCGGCAUCCUCUGUUCCCGUCGUUGUCCCGCAGCGCUCGUCGCCUACCUCCGCGGCUUCGUCGUCCCUCUCCAGCAGCAGCUUCAGCUCGCCCGACUCGGCCUCCGCCAGCCGCGUGAACGCAAGCACGCCCGCGACCUCAGUCGACAGCGAGGACGUCAACGGGCUCAGUCUCAAGUACGCAGACGAGUCCACUCUCCUCCCCACCGAGCACGACGAGCAGGACGAGUGCAACGUCGACGACGCCGCGACCUCGGUCUCCAACUUGACCCUCAUCCGCCGCGUCAACUCCUACACCGGAUCCUCGCAGCCCUCGCUUGGCGGGACGACCACCGGCCGCUUCCGCUACGAACCCAGCGCUAUGCCGUCCAGUGCCCUGCGCGCGCUCCGUCGUCGUAUGUGCAUCGAGGAGUUCAUCAGCACCGAGGAGAACUACCUCAGCGGCCUGCGCAUCCUCGUCAACAACUACUUCUCCACGCUCGACGCCUGUGGACCCUGCAUGGCCUUCAUUGCCGCCGACAUCAAAGAAAGCGGCGCGGCGCUGCUCGAGUUCCACCAGGAAGUCCUCAACGUGCUCUACCGCACCUAUCCUGCGCUCUACGCGCCCAGCUCCAACGAGCGCAGCGGCUAUCUCCCGCUCGACCUCUCCCUCCGCGACAGUCAGCGCGGCUUCUCGGGGUUUGAAAGCGAGGUCUUCACCGCGCUCGACGACCAGAAAGCGGGUAGCAGUGCGGGCAGACGCGUGCCGUCGUGGAGUCAGUGCGAGGAAUCGAUUUCGUCGCCCGCGGUCGCGGGGUCAGUUGCCGAGCUGGUGAUGAAGAAGGCGGCGGAUCUGGCGCUUUACGAGCAGUAUAGUUUGAAUUACUCGAACGUUAUCGAUAUCUUGGAGAUGUCUACUGAUCAGUACUCAAAGAUCUGGAAUGAUGGAUCGCGUCAGUUUUUGAUGGCUUCGAAUGCUAUUUCUCAGCGCGCCGACGUGUCUAUUGAGUCUCUUGCGCUCAGCCCGAUCCAUCGCACGAUGAGAUAUCUUCUUCUCCUGCAAGAGCUCGCUCGCCAUACGCAGCCCGAGGACUCUAUUGAAGCCAGCGCCACGAUUGCGGCAGCGGUAAAGUCCGUGAAGGGGUAUGUGGAGAAACUCGAUAGCGCGCAAGCGGUCACGUCGACCAACAACACGCUUGCCAACUCGAGCGAGCUCUGGCGCCGCCUGAGGUUCGAGAAACCUGCUCCUGCUGCUUCUUUCGACGGCAAAGACGACGAAGAAGGAGGAGGAGGAGCAGACAGGGGAAUGUACGCGCCAGAGUUUUUGGGGAAAGCUAUUCUGUGCGGAGCGUUGCAUGUCGGGUGGAUUGCGGUGGACGGGUCGUUCCGCAGCCAGUACUAUGGCGUGUUUCUGUUCAAGUCGUGUGUUGUGGUCUGCUCUGUCGAGAAGGUGAACCGGUAUACUGUGAAAUUCCUGAUUCCGCUGUGCUGUGCGCGUGUGCUGUCCUGUGAUCCUGUCGAUGGGGAGAAAGGCGAGAAAGAAGAAGGCGAGGAAGUGGGCAUGCAGUCAUCGUACCAUACCUCGUUCAAGCUCUUGUUUGAGCAUGAUUUCAGGGUCUUUGAGCUUCUCGUGACGCCGAUGUCGAUCGCGGAGAAGAACGUGUGGGUCGAGUACCUGCAGUCUCAGAUCUGCGUGAACGGAGGCGGCGCGGAGUAUGACUGGAAAGCGUUCAAGACCUCUGAGCAUGCGAUGGAAGGGUCGGGACAGGUUACUGUGCUUCCGAGCUUGAUUCGGCCGCUGUGGAUCAGCCAGCCGCGCGAGGACGGAAAGAGAGCUGUGGAGGAGGCUGGUGGAGCUGCGAGGAUCAAUAUCUCUCACUUUCUUGUUCCGGAGAGAGUGGAUGAGGAGCAUCACCAGCAGGAAAGUGGGAAUGUGCAGCCGAAGCGGGGAAGAUCGAGCAGGGUGUCGUCGCCGCUGGUGUACUUUGCAGAGUACAACGACAAGCUGUUGUCGCCCAAGUCGCCUACGACGAUGAGUCCUACGAUGGUCUCGAUCUCGUCGCGUGGCGGUGAGACAACCGAGCAGGACGGAGAAGACGACGACGAUCAGACGAUGGCGCAGUUCGCGGUCACGGUGAAGCUGUCUGACCGGAUCCAGACGGAGAAGAUGAUUGCGCUGGUGUGGUCGCGCGAGGAGUUGGCGCUGGCGCAGGACGUGUGCGUGGUGAAGCAUCACGGUCUUGGCUCUGGCCGGGUCAUGUGUCUUGUUCGUCGGAUCUCGGGGGUGGGUAGUAGUUUUGCAGCCGGGUUUUCGAAGCGCAGCAGUUCUUCUUCGUCGCUGGGAUCGAUCUCUGGAUUUGACGAGGUUGAUGGGGGAAAGAGAAGCAGCGAGGAUGAGAACGGGCUGUCGCCGGCGUCGUCGUCGAUGUCGUCUGGGUCGCCAAGGGGCGUGGCGUACAGACGCGUGCCGAGACCGAAGCAGUCGGGGGACGUGGUGAUGAAUCCGAAGAGUAGAGGGCGUGAGCGGCAGCUCCGGGGAGUCUCUGUUGGGACGGGGGAGGUCGUGCGACGGAUCAGUGGGCGGCUGUCUGGAGUGAGAAAUGUUUCUGCGUCGCUGUUGAAGGUGCGGUAUUAG